This is a messenger RNA of Aspergillus mulundensis, 4458 nucleotides long. Its product is annotated as Multidrug transporter (ABC). Bases 1 to 4458 code for a protein of 1485 amino acids. NCBI's taxonomy places the organism in Eukaryota, Fungi, Ascomycota, Eurotiomycetes, Eurotiales, Aspergillaceae. Gene Ontology annotation, molecular function: ATP hydrolysis activity; ATP binding; ABC-type transporter activity. Gene Ontology annotation, biological process: transmembrane transport. Gene Ontology annotation, cellular component: membrane. The transcript has 14 exons. The record is from RefSeq and is a predicted model, not a curated record.
AUGGCCGACUCCCCGUGGCCACAGUGCCAUAUUCGAGUCGAAGACACGUUUGGCCCGCAGGUCGCAGGAUGCUACGAGGACUUCGACUUCACCCUGCUCUUCGAAGAGAGCAUCCUCUACCUCCCACCGUUAUUGAUCGCUGCGGCUGUCGCGUCACUGCGACUCUGGCAGCUGCGGUCUACAGAGAACCUGCUCAAGCGCUCGGGGCUCCUUUCGAUCCUCAAACCACUAUGCUGGACCGUCUUCGUUCUCCUCAACCUAGCACACCUGGUCCUCUCCUCAACCCUCAAGACCUCCGCAACGCGACUCUCCAACGCCGCAAUCGCCCUCGGACUCGCCGCCUCGCCCAUCUUCGCAUGGCUCUCGUUCUGGGAGCACGCGCGCUCCCUGCGCCCGUCGACAAUCCUAACCGUAUACCUCCUCGGAACGAUCCCCAUGGACGCCGCGCGCGCGCGGACCCUCUUCCGAAUGCCCGGGAAUUCGGCGAUCGCGAGCAUCUUCACCACGACCGUGGUGUGCAAGGUCGUUCUGUUAGUCUUGGAGGCGAAGGAGAAAAGGCGCCUGCUUCUGGAUCAUGCCCGCGCACCCGAGGAGACGGCGGGGAUCUUCAACCGCAGCUUUCUGUGGUGGUUUAACCCGCUCCUCCUGUCCGGGUAUAAGCAGGCUCUCACGGUGGACAAGCUGUUAGCGGUGGAUGGGGAUAUCGGGGUGGAGAAGUCGAAGCAUGAGAUUCGGCGGCGGUGGGCUCUGGCGGUUAAGCAGAAUCCUCGCAGUCUACUGAGUGUUCUUCUGGCUGUGUAUAGAAGGGAGCUGUGGGGUGGCUUUCUUCCGCGGUUAUGUUUGACUGGGCUUAAUUAUGCGCAGCCGUUUCUGGUCAAUCGGGUCGUGAGCUUUCUGGGGCAGCCUGAGACCGAGACGAGCGGGGGAAUUGCGUCGGGCUUGAUCGUGGCGUAUGCGAUUGUGUAUAUGGGGAUUGCGCUCAUGACCGCAGCAUUCCAUCACCGCUCAUACCGCAUGGUCAUGAUUGUUCGCGGCGGCCUGAUCCUGCUGAUAUACGACCACACUUUAACCCUAAAUGCGUCGUCCCCGACCAAGAACGACUCGUACACCCUCAUUACUGCGGACGUAGAGCGCAUUGUCUCGGGCCUCCGGAGUCUUCACGAAACGUGGGCCAGCCUCCUUGAGAUCGCGCUUUCCUUAUGGCUGCUGGAGAUGAAGCUCAGGGUGUCGGUGGUCGCUGCCGGCCUGGUGGUCCUCCUAUGUCUACUCGUAAGUGGCGCACUCAGUGGGCUUCUCGGGGUUCACCAGAACCUCUGGCUGCAGGCCAUGCAGAAACGCCUCAAUGCCACCCUGGCCACGAUCGGGUCCAUUAAAGGCAUCAAAGCCACCGGGACAACGAAUACCCUGUAUGAGACGAUCCUCAAGCUGCGAAGCACGGAAAUCCAGCGGUCCCUCAAGUUCAGAGAACUCCUGGUCGCGCUGGUCACACUCUCAUACGUCUCAACCUCCAUGGCACCGACCUUCGCAUUCGGAACAUACAGCAUCCUCGCCAAGCUCCGAAACAUGGCACCGCUUCUCGCGGCACGCACAUUCUCCUCCUUGACGAUCAUGACGCUCCUCGGCCAGGCAGUCGCCGGGUUCGUCGACGCCCUCAUGGGCCUGCGUCAAGCCACGGCCAGUCUCGAGAGAAUCCGACAGUACCUCGCCGGGAAAGAUGCGCCCAAGCGCUCGUCCGGCAAGCACAGAGUCGCCUCAACCGACGGAUUGCUUGCCUGGUCGGCCAGCUUUAACGAACCGGCGCUUGACCCGUGGGUUGAGAUGCGCCGGAUGAGCUCGCUCCAGCACAGAUUCUACAAUCUCGCAGAUUCCCAAGACGACCUGGUUGUCCUGCAAGACCAUACCGCCAGCUGGGAAGCCUCGGAGCCCGUGCUGACGGACAUCAACGUCGCCGUCGCCCGCGGGUCCUUCGUUAUGGUGAUCGGGCCGAUAGGGUCGGGGAAGUCGACCCUGCUUCAUUCGAUGCUCGGAGAGGUCCCGCAUGCAACGGGCAUCGUGGCAAUCCAGGACGUCGAUACGGCGUUCUGUGCCCAGACCCCGUGGCUGACGAAUACGAAUAUCCGGGACAAUAUCGUGGGAGUGUCGCACUAUGAGCCCGGUUGGUAUUCGGCUGUCGUCAAGGCCUGUGCAUUGCACCGUGACUUUGCGCAGCUGCCGCGUGGGGAUCGGUCGAUGAUCGGUAGUAAGGGCAUUUUGCUGAGUGGUGGGCAGAAGGGACGUCUGGCUUUGGCGAGAGCCCUCUAUGCAAAGAAGACUUUGCUCGUCUUGGAUGAUGUCUUUGCGGGUCUUGAUCCAAAGACAGAGCAGGAAGUGUUUACCUCGCUGUUUGGUGCCGGUGGCCUACUGAGACAGGGAAAGACGACUACAGUCCUCGCCACGAAUUCCACGCGAAACCUCUCAUUGGCAGACUACAUCAUGGUCCUAGGCUCCGAAGGUCGCCUAGUUGAACAGGGCACACCUACAGAGCUCCUCAAUGCCGGGACAUCCCUGCGUCUAGAGGAGCUCGUCAAGACUCACGACCGCAGAAGCAAAGCUGAGCCCGAGCGAGAGAGGCCUGAGUCUGUUCUGACGCUGAGGAAUAGCGGACUAGGAAUGACUCCAGUUGCUGGGGGGCGCCGGUUGAGUGACAUGGCUGUCUACAAACUGUAUAUCCGGACGAUUGGCUGGGGCUCAUGGUGGAUUUUCAUUGUCCUGUGCACCGGUUUCGUGCUGGGUUUGACCUUGUCUCAAAUCUGGCUCAAGUUUUGGACGGAAGCAAAUGCUCGCAACCCUCAUGAUCGCCUGGGAUACUAUCUAUCGCUUUACGCCGUUUGGUCUGUCCUGGCGAUCACCUUCUUCCUGGGAGCAUGUCUGCAUCUGAUGCUGAGGAUGGUCCCUAAAGUAGCCAAGAUCUUCCAUGAAUCACUCCUCAAGACGGUCAUGAAGGCACCGCUGGUCUAUUUCUCCAAGACAGACAGCGGCGAAAUCUCCAACCACUUCAGCCAGGACCUCGAGCUCAUCGACAUGGAACUCCCUCGAGCCCUAGUCGGCGCCGUCAUCGCCCUGAUCCAAUGUAUCUCCUCCAUGGCCGUCAUCGUCUACAGCUCUAACUACCUCGCCGCCGCGAUCCCCGGCCUCCUCGCCCUUCUCUACCUCGUGCAGAUGUUCUACCUCCGCACCUCGCAGCAGCUGCGCGUGUUGGAACUGGAAACCAGAGCCCCCCUCCUCUCCCACUUCAUGGAGACGAUCCAAGGCCUCGUCACCCUCCGCGCCUUCGGCUGGGCGAACCACUACAGAGACCGGCACCACAGCCACCUCAAAGUCGCCCAGCAGUCCGCGUAUCUUCUCUUCUGCGCACAGAUCUGGCUGACGCUGACGCUGGAUAUCAUUGUGGCGUUUCUGGCUGUGAUUCUCGUCAGCAUUGCGGCUACCAUGAAGAACUCCUCCGCUGCAUCGAUCGGUCUGGCCCUGGUCAAUCUGAUUUCGUUUGGCGCGAACAUGAAGGGGCUCGUGUAUAACUGGACUGCCCUGGAGAAUGCGAUGGGUGCGAUUGCUCGAGUUCGUCAUUUUACCACUGAGACCCCGCGUGAGGUUCAGGUUGGUGAGCCGCACUCGCCGUCCCCUGGAUGGCCUCAGCGCGGGUUGAUUCAGUUCAAAGGUGUGACGGCUAGUUAUGGCUUUACCUCACCCCCCGUGCUCAACGACGUGACUAUAACGGUCCAGCCUGGCGAGAAGCUUGCCAUUUGCGGCAGGACUGGAUGCGGCAAGAGCUCCCUCGUGAGCUCGAUCCUCCGCCUCCUCGAACUCCGCAGCGGCGCCAUCGAAAUCGACGGCAUCGACAUCUCAACUCUCUCCCGCGAAGACGUGCGCAUGAGCCUCAACACCCUCCCGCAAGAACCAUUCUUCUACCACGGCACAAUCCGCCAGAACCUCGACCUGAAGAGCCUCUCAUCCGACGAGGAGAUCCUGGAAACCCUCGCCGUGUUGGGGCUCCGAGACAUCAUCUUGAAAAAGGGCGGGUUGGACGUGGCGAUGGAUGACGAGUUCUUGUCGCAUGGGCAGCAGCAGCUUCUUUGUCUUGCAAGGGCCAUGUUGAAGAAGUCGCGCAUUUUGAUUCUGGAUGAGGUUACGAGCAGCGUCGAUCAAGAGACAGAGGCUCUCAUCACCCGUGUCCUCCGAGACCGAUUCCAAGAUCAGACCGUCAUCUCGAUUGCGCAUAGGCUGAACACGAUUAUGGAUUACGAUACGGUGAUUGUCCUGGAUAAAGGGUGUAUUGUCGAGCAAGGCAACCCACAGGUUCUGGCGUUGCAGCCCUCGAUGUUUGCGAGUCUUCUUCAGUCAAAUGGCGAGGAGGCCGGGGAUGGGGAUGGGCGUGAGUCUGAGUCUGACUCUGAGACUGAAUCUGAAGGGACGAAGGAAUAG